AUGAGAUUUAUGCUACUUGGUGCCUUGGUUACUCUGUUUACAAGCUUAAUCGCAGUAGCAGAUUCCUUUCUGAAUCAACCAGUAUUCGAAGCAUCGUCUGUUCAAGAUGAGUUGGUUGAAACAUUUCGAGAACCCAAGAAUAUACUCUUCUCUUCCAAUUUCGGCGGAGCAUCUCAUGUCAAGUGGGUGCUCACUAUCCUGGAUGAACUAAGUCAGAGAGGUCAUAACGUCACGUUUGUUACCACUAACCUACAUACCAGCUUUGCAAAGCCAUACCCACACUUCAAUACCAUCGUACUCAAAGAUGACAAUGAGAUGCUGGAAUCAACUCUUUCUGCUGGAGAGCACGCUGAUCUAUACGAGAUAGUUGGUGGUAUUUUCGAAUUUGCAAACAGGAAUUUCGAAACAGAUUAUCCUGCCUUGAAAAACAUCAUGUCAAGUCUGAAAAUUGAUGUAGCUCUGUGUGAUUUUGGUGCUACUGCUGGCUGCUACGAAGCUGCAAUUGCCACCGGCACACCGUAUAUUGUAACAGAAGCAUUUGCAAUGUCAAGCGACACUUCUGCACCUUAUAUCAAUAACAACGUCCUUACAAUGCGUGAUUCCACAACACUUAAAAUGGGAUUUACAGAUAGAUUCAUUGGCAUGUUUGUCAAGCCUGUCAAAGCCAUGACAAAAAUGAUGCCUGCAGUGCAGAAGAAUGACGAAACCCGCCGUAAAGUAGGAUGCAACAUAAGCUUCAUGGAACUGUCUCCUUCUGUCCACCGAGACAACCUCAAAUUAGUCAACAGCUUAUAUGGUAUUGAAGCUGCUCGUCCUAUGGGUCCUCUGAUCGAAAUGGUGGGCCCGAUCUUGCCUCGUAAAUACGAUCCUCUUACCCCUGAACUCAAAAAUUUUUUAGAUGCUCACAAACGCGUCGUUUAUAUUGCCUUUGGACAGCAUGCUAUUUUCUAA
Mucor velutinosus is the source of this 951-nucleotide messenger RNA. RefSeq names its product Ubiquinone biosynthesis protein coq9, mitochondrial (gene COQ9). The transcript has 4 exons. Bases 1 to 951 code for a protein of 316 amino acids. Lineage: Eukaryota; Fungi; Mucoromycota; Mucoromycetes; Mucorales; Mucoraceae. The record is from RefSeq and is a predicted model, not a curated record. Gene Ontology annotation, molecular function: UDP-glycosyltransferase activity.